This is a messenger RNA of Xenopus tropicalis (tropical clawed frog), 3944 nucleotides long. It is a transcript of the gene lamc2, whose product is annotated as laminin subunit gamma 2. Bases 117 to 3635 code for a protein of 1172 amino acids. The transcript is spliced from 23 exons. The record is from RefSeq and is a predicted model, not a curated record. NCBI's taxonomy places the organism in Eukaryota, Metazoa, Chordata, Amphibia, Anura, Pipidae. Gene Ontology annotation, cellular component: basement membrane.
UCUCAUAAACACACCUGAAGGGGGGACUCACACAGACACAUUGCACACAACGAGCCACAGACACAACAUAAUAAUACAUAAACCUCACCGCACUGGUAGUUGGCUUCUACACUAUAAUGGACUUGUGGGGGUACCUGACCCGGAUCCUGACCUUCACGCUGGUCCUGGCAGUGGUGACAGAGACACAUGGCAGAGAAGUCUGCAAUUGUAAUGGCCGCUCCCAGCAGUGUGUGUUUGACCCAGAUUUGCUGGCACAGACUGGUUCUGGAUUUCGAUGUAUUAACUGCAAUGGUGGAACUGAUGGUCCCCACUGUGAACACUGCAUUGAGGGGUACUACCCACAACCAGACGGCACAUGUGGGCCAUGCCUUUGCCACACUGUAGGCUCGCUGAACCAGCAAUGUGAUAACAAUGGGCAGUGCCGCUGUAAACCAGGGGUGAUGGGUAGCAAAUGUGACCAGUGUCAGCCUGGAUUCCACUCUCUCAGUGACACAGGAUGCAGGAGAGAUGGCUGUCAGUGUGAGGCUGCAGGUAGCAGCGGAUCAUGUGAUGCUGGAGGGAGAUGCGUGUGCAAACCCACUGUGACAGGAGAGAGAUGUGACAGGUGUAAACCAGGAUAUUAUCACCUAGAUGGCUCGCGGCCAGAAGGGUGCUUACAGUGUUUCUGCCAUGGCCACUCUGCCACUUGCAGCAGUUCCAGCCUCCACAGUGUACAUAAGAUUAUUUCUUCCUUCCAGAAAGACACCGAGGGCUGGAGCUCAGUUCAAAGAGAUGGAUCCACAGCACCGGUACCCUUGCGCAUGUCCCGUCACCAGAAGGAAGUCUACAUAGCAUCAAGACAACAAGAGCCUCUGUAUUUUAAUGCUCCUGCACAGUUCCUAGGAGACCAGUCUCUGAGUUAUGGGCAAGCUCUCUCCAUAAGCUUUCGGGUGGAUCGCGGGCGAUACCGUGCAGGAACUGAAGAUUUGGUCUUAGAGGGAAAUGGUCUGAGAGUUACAGCUACACUAACGUCUUCUAAAAAUUCACUCCCCUGCAGAAUACCCCAAACCUACACAUUUAGACUGGAUGAACUUUCCAGAAGUCCUUGGACUCCGCAUCUCAGCCACUUUGACUUUCGACGACUUUUGCGCAAUGUGACUUCAAUUCACAUCCGUGCCACAUAUGGAGAAUACAGCACAGGAUACUUGCAAAAUGUUACUCUAAUAUCAGCACGACCAGUACAAGGGGAGCCGGCUCCAUGGGUAGAACAGUGUGUUUGCCCCUCUGGUUACCAAGGACAGUUUUGUGAGAGAUGUGCCCGGGGAUACCGCAGAGAAUCUCCAGGUCUUGGUGCUCUGAGCUCAUGUGUUUCCUGCAACUGUCCGGGUGGAGGACAUUGUGAUCCAGAUACUGGUGACUGUUACUCUGGAGAUGAGAAUCAGAAUAAUGAUUGUGCUGACUGCCCUCAGGGUCAGUAUAAUGAUCCUCGGGACCCCAUGAGCUGUUUGCCUUGUCCAUGCAGUGCUGGUAUUGGGUGUUCAUUGUCUCCAGAAACUCAGGAGCCUGUAUGUGAUGAAUGUCCCGUGGGGCUAAAUGGCCCCCGCUGUGAGAUCUGUGCAGAAGGCUAUUUUGGAGACCCCCAGGGUGAACGAGGAGCUCCGCGCCCCUGCAGGCCCUGCCAGUGCAAUAACAAUAUUGACCGGUCAGUGGAAGGCAGCUGUGACAGAGUGACUGGCGAGUGCCUGAAAUGUAUCCACAAUACAGCUGGGUAUUACUGCGACCUAUGCAAGGAUGGAUUCUUUGGCAACCCCUUAGCAACAGCUCCAGAACUCAAAUGCAAAGCCUGCUAUUGCCACCCAGUGGGGACUGUGCACCAAGGAUGUCAGAAAGAUGGUUCCUGUCAGUGUAAAACUGGCUUUGAGGGAAGGAGUUGUGAUCAGCCCCAGUGCCCCGACUGUUACAGUCAGGUUAGCACCAAGCUGAAUCUGUACAAGAGGCAACUCCUUAAACUUACUGGAGAAAAUAAUGGUCAGUCCCCAGCCAGGGGAGAGCUGGAGGAGAGAAUGAGGAAGGCAGAGGCAGCAGCACAAGGCCUGCAGAGAGACUCAGAGGCUGCUAAUGGUGCAGCACUGUCAUUGCAGAGGCAAUUCUCAGGUCUUCAGGGCACGCAGUCUGAUACCCAGAAUGUGCUGGAUCAGGCAAAGGAAAAGCUACAAGGGCUACAGACCCAGAAGAACCAGUACCAGGGGCAGCUACAGGACAUGGGGAGGAAGAUUAAUAUUGCAUUGCAGCAGUUACAAGGCAGCCAAGAAGAGCUGAACCGCAUGACAUUCCCUUCUACAAAUUUACCAUUGGACUCUGGCUCCUAUUCUAAGCUCAGACAAGAAGCCCAGGAAAUAGCAAACAGACUCGCACAGGAGGCCCAGACUGUGGCACAAGAUGCAGCAGAAGCACAGGGAGAUACUGAGAGGGCGCUACAGAUUCUACGCACAGGUGGGGCUGACCCCGAGACUGCAGACAAGCUGAAAGCAAGGAUGGAGGAGGCCCGCACACAGGCCAGAUCUCUAGAAACUGAGGCUAUACAGGCUGCAGCAGCAGCAGAGAGAGCCCACCAUGACAGCAUGCAAACAGCUCGGGCCUUUGGGCAACUGCCCCCCAUCACCUCUGUGGCAUUCCAGGCAGAACUGGAGCGGCUGAAGGGGGAAUCCACGGCACUUAAAACCAAUGUGGAUGCAGAUCUGGCCCAAAGCAAAGCUCUUCAGAGGAAAUUUACUACAUGGGAACAAGAUGCAGAGCAGCAGCUCCAGGAAGGACAGCAGAACAGAUUGUUGGCAGACCAAUUGCUCUCAAGGGCAAAUGCCGCCAAGACCAAGGCAACACAAGCAAUGAACACUGGAAAUGCAACAUUCUAUGAGAUUGAUGGAAUCCUCAUGAGCCUAAAGGGGUUUGGUGACCAAGUUGGGGACCGUCGCAGUGAAGCUGAAGAUGCAAUGCGUCGCCUCCCAGAGAUCCGGCUUAGGGUUCAGGAUGCAACAGAUAGCACAAAAAGAACAGAGACAGCCCUGAAAGGAGCAGCGAGUGAUGCGAGUAGAGCAGAGGGCAAUGCCAGAGAGGCAAAUAAUAUUGCCUCCGAAAUACAGCUGAACAUGCUACAGAUGAGCCAGGAUGCUAACAAUUCAGCAGAGAUGGCUCUGGCUUUGGAGCGGGAUCUUGCUGAGAUACGUAGACUGGCAAUAGACACUGGUGCAUCUCUGGAUGGUAAGAAUCAGGCAGCGGAAAGGGACAGUGCCGUUGCAGAUGAGGUUGCAAGGAAAGCAUUGGAAGCUGAAGCCAGCGCCCUGGGAGUCCAUGAUGCUGUAACUGCAACUCUUAGUACCUUGGAUCGGAUGCUUCAUAUAUUGGAUCAGCCACUGAACAUAAAUGAAGAGGGUCUAAAAGCUCUGGAAGCCAGCAUGGGGGCUGCUCGCACUCAGCUAAAUGGGCGUCUCAAGCCCGCUGUGCAAGAUUUGGAGCUGGCAGCACAGCUACAGAAACAAAAUAUGAUCACAGUAGAAAAAGAGAUCAGCCAAACCUUGAUUGAUAUUCAGAACUUACGUGACAUUCGGGAUAACCUACCACCUGGCUGUUAUAGUACAACUGCUAUUGAGAAGCCUUGAAAAUUUCUAGCAUAAAAACAACUAGUAAUCCUUGAACUCAAGCUGUACUGGAUCUAAAAACUCAAAGAAAAUGUGCAAUAAACCAACACAGACAGAACUCUUGCAAAUUCCCAUACUGUGAGAUAUGCGCUUUUAAGAGACAGACAAAUGGAACAUCCCUGAUGCAGGAAUUAAAGUGAAUGGGGACACAAACAAUUGAAAAUGAUGGUCCUUAUAUGAUUCCAGAGCAGAAAGGAGAGACUAUGCCAAUUAUUUCAUCUCUGUAUUGUAUUUCUAUUUAUUUAUUAAUAAAAUAUAACCCAAAUACUG